Messenger RNA from Camelus dromedarius (Arabian camel), 4514 nucleotides. It is a transcript of the gene MAGI3, whose product is annotated as membrane associated guanylate kinase, WW and PDZ domain containing 3. Lineage: Eukaryota; Metazoa; Chordata; Mammalia; Artiodactyla; Camelidae. Gene Ontology annotation, molecular function: protein binding. The transcript has 21 exons. The record is from RefSeq and is a predicted model, not a curated record. Gene Ontology annotation, cellular component: cytoplasm; cell-cell junction. The coding region runs from base 90 to 4514 and encodes 1474 amino acids. Gene Ontology annotation, biological process: signal transduction.
GCCGCCCGGGGCCCCCAGGCUGAGAGGGGGCCGGAGCGGCGCCCCCGCCGCCCGCGCGGGGUCUCCCCCAUGGUGCAGCGGGGUUCGGGAUGUCGAAGACGCUGAAGAAGAAGAAGCACUGGCUCAGCAAGGUGCAGGAGUGCGCGGUGUCCUGGGCCGGGCCCCCGGGCGACUUGGGCGCCGAGAUCCGGGGCGGCGCGGAGCGCGGCGAGUUCCCCUACCUGGGGCGGCUCCGCGAGGAGCCCGGCGGGGGCACCUGCUGCGUCGUCUCGGGCAAGGCGCCCAGCCCGGGAGAUGUGCUGCUGGAGGUGAACGGGACGCCUGUCAGCGGGCUCACCAACCGGGACACCCUGGCUGUCAUCCGCCACUUCCGCGAGCCCAUCCGUCUCAAGACUGUGAAGCCAGGCAAAGUCAUUAAUAAAGAUUUGCGACAUUACCUAAGUCUUCAGUUUCAGAAAGGAUCAAUUGACCACAAACUGCAGCAAGUGAUCAGAGAUAAUCUCUAUUUGAGAACCAUUCCAUGCACUACAAGGGCCCCCAGGGAUGGGGAAGUACCAGGGGUGGACUAUAAUUUCAUUUCUGUUGAACAAUUCAAAGCACUGGAAGACAGUGGAGCGUUAUUAGAAAGUGGAACGUAUGAUGGAAACUUCUAUGGAACUCCCAAGCCUCCAGCAGAGCCCAGCCCUUUCCAGCCAGAUCCGGUUGAUCAGGUCCUCUUUGAUAAUGAGUUUGACACAGAAUCCCAAAGAAAACGAACCACAUCUGUCAGCAAGAUGGAAAGAAUGGACAGCUCUCUUCCUGAAGAGGAAGAAGAUGAAGACAAGGAAGCUGUCAAUGGCAGUGGAAAUGCAGCAGAGAACAGAGAGAGGCAUUCUGAGUCAUCUGAUUGGAUGAAGACCGUCCCAAGUUACAAUCAAACGAAUAGUUCCAUGGACUUUAGAAAUUAUAUGAGAGAUGAGAAUCUGGAACCACUGCCCAAAAACUGGGAAAUGGCCUACACUGACACGGGGAUGAUCUACUUCAUUGACCACAAUACCAAGACAACCACCUGGUUGGAUCCUCGUCUUUGUAAGAAAGCCAAAGCCCCUGAAGACUGUGAAGAUGGAGAACUUCCUUAUGGCUGGGAGAAAAUAGAGGACCCUCAGUACGGGACAUACUAUGUUGAUCACCUUAACCAGAAAACCCAGUUUGAAAAUCCAGUGGAAGAAGCCAAAAGGAAAAAGCAGUUAGGACAGGCUGAUACUGGGUCUUCAAAACCAGAUACGGAAAAAUCACACUUUACUCGAGAUCCAUCCCAGCUUAAAGGCAUCCUUGUUCGAGCAUCACUGAAAAAAAGCACAAUGGGAUUUGGUUUUACCAUUAUUGGUGGAGAUAGGCCUGAUGAGUUCCUACAAGUGAAAAAUGUGCUGAAAGAUGGUCCUGCAGCUCAGGAUGGGAAAAUUGCACCAGGUGAUGUAAUUGUAGACAUCAAUGGCAGCUGUGUCCUUGGUCACACCCAUGCAGAUGUUGUCCAGAUGUUUCAGCUGGUGCCUGUCAAUCAGUAUGUAAACCUCACUUUAUGUCGUGGUUAUCCACUUCCUGAUGACAAUGAAGAUCCUGUUAUGGACAUUGUUGCUGCUAUCCCUGUCAUCAAUGGACAGUCAUUAACUAAGGGAGAGACUGGCAUGAAUACUCAGGAUUUUAAGUCAGGAGCAGUGGUUCUGGACCAGAAUGGAAAAUCAGGACACACCUUGAUCAGUGAUCGUCUCAAUGGACCAUCAGAUCUGAGCGAGCAGAGAGCAUCUAUGGCAUCUUCAGGCAGCUCCCAGCCUGAACUAGUGACUAUCCCUCUGAUUAAGGGCCCCAAAGGCUUUGGGUUUGCAAUUGCAGACAGCCCAACUGGACAGAAGGUGAAAAUGAUAUUGGAUAGUCAGUGGUGUCAAGGCCUACAGAAAGGGGAUAUAAUUAAGGAAAUUUACCACCAAAAUGUGCAGAAUUUAACACAUCUCCAAGUGGUAGAGGUGCUAAAGCAGUUUCCAGUAGGUGCAGAUGUACCAUUGCUUAUCUUAAGAGGAGGUCCUCCUUCACCAACUAAAACUGCCAAAAUGAAAACAGAUAAAAAGGAAAAUUCGGGAAGUUUGGAGGCCGUAAAUGAGCCCAUCCCCCAGCCCAUGCCUUUCCCACCCAGCAUUAUCAGGUCAGGAUCCCCGAAACUGGAUCCUUCUGAGGUCUACCUGAAGUCUAAGACUUUAUAUGAAGAUAAACCACCAAACACCAAAGAUUUGGAUGUUUUUCUUCGGAAACAGGAGUCAGGGUUUGGCUUCAGAGUGCUGGGAGGAGAUGGACCUGACCAGUCUAUAUACAUUGGGGCCAUCAUUCCUCUGGGUGCAGCUGAGAAAGAUGGUCGGCUGCGUGCAGCUGAUGAGCUGAUGUGCAUUGAUGGAAUUCCGGUUAAAGGGAAAUCACACAAACAAGUCCUAGAUCUAAUGACGACUGCUGCUCGAAAUGGCCACGUGUUAUUAACGGUCAGAAGAAAGAUCUUCUAUGGUGAGAAACAACCUGAGGAUGACAGCUCUCAAGCCUUCCUUUCAGCCCAGAAUGGAUCUCCCCGCCUGAACCGAGCAGAGGUCCCAGCCAGGCCUGCUCCCCAGGAAGCGUACGAUGUUGUCUUGCAACGAAAAGAAAAUGAAGGAUUUGGCUUUGUCAUUCUCACUUCCAAAAACAAGCCACCUCCAGGAGUUAUUCCUCAUAAAAUUGGCCGGGUCAUAGAAGGAAGUCCAGCUGAUCGCUGUGGAAAGCUGAAAGUUGGAGAUCAUAUCUCGGCUGUGAAUGGACAGUCCAUUGUUGAAUUGUCCCAUGACAACAUUGUUCAGCUGAUCAAAGAUGCCGGUGUCACUGUCACACUAACAGUCAUUCCUGAAGAAGAGCAUCUUGGUCCACCAUCAGGAACAAACUCAGCCAGGCAAAGCCCAGCCCUGCAGCACAGGCCCAUGGGACAGUCACAGGCCAACCACAUACCUGGGGACAGAAAUGCCACAGAGGGUGAAGCUGGAAAAGACGUCUCCAUUUCGUACAGACACUCGUGGUCUGACCACAAGCACCUCGCACAGCCUGACACAGCGACGAUCUCGGUCAUAGGCACUCGGCACAGUCAGAGCCUGGGCUGUUACCCGGUGGAGCUGGAGCGGGGCCCGCGGGGCUUCGGCUUCAGCCUGCGGGGCGGGAAGGAGUACAACAUGGCCCUCUUCAUCCUGCGUCUGGCCGAGGACGGGCCUGCCAUCAAAGACGGCAGGAUUCACGUUGGUGACCAGAUUGUUGAGAUCAAUGGGGAACCUACACAAGGCAUCACACAUACUCGAGCAAUUGAGCUCAUUCAGGCCGGUGGAAAUAAAGUUCUUCUUCUUCUGAGGCCAGGAACUGGCUUGAUACCUGACCACGGUGAUUGGGAUACUAAUAGUCCUUCAUCUUCAAACGUGAUUUAUGAUGAACAGUCACCAUUUCCCCCAUCUUCACACACUGCUUCCAUAUUUGAAGAGUCUCAUGUGCCAGUAAGUGAAGAAUUUUUAAUGAGAGUUCAGAUAUGUGAAAGGGCAGAAGAAUUCAAGGACAUUGUGCCUGAAAAGAAAAGCACUUUAAAUGAAAAUCAACCUGAUUUAAAGCAUCAAUCUCUUCUCCAUAAAAAUGUGAAUAAAAGGGAUCCACCCAACAGUCAUGGGCACAGUGAUAAGAAAAAUCUCUUGAAAGUAGAAAAUGGUGUCACGCAAAGAGGUAGAUCUGCUAGUCCCAAAAAGUCAGCCAGUCGCUAUUCAGAGGAGCACUCCUCUGAAAAGAUUCCCAGUCCUCUAAAAAAUGACCCCAAAAGAAGACCCAGAGAUCGAUCACUCAGCCCCAGGAAAGGGGAGAAUAAAAGUUGUCAGAUCAGCACGAGGGCAGGUUCUGGACAAGAUCACUGCAAAAAAAGCAGAGGACAGUCUUCAAGCCCAAAGAAGCAGCAAAAACCUGAAGGGAGCAAAGACCAACCAAGUGCGAGUGGAAGAGGAGGGGGCCGUGCCAGUGACAGUGCUGAGCAGAGCGCAGGUGCGAGGGAAAGCGCAGGUGUCAGCAGGAGAGAUCCGAACCAGAGUCAGCCUGGAAAAAACAGAACCAGGUCUCCAGAGAAAAAGAGCAAGAGAACGGAUGAAACUUCUCUUCCAUCCAAAAAGACUAACCCUGCUGGUAAAGUAGUGUCGGAAAAUGAAAAAGGGAAGAAAGCAACCUUAGGAGAAGCAAGUCCCAGUAAAGAGAAAACAGGAGAAAAUGUCAAAAUGGCAGAAAAGAAGCUGAAGCAGGAACCCGAAGAAAGAACGGUUUUAAACAAAAUAGAAGAUCACAAAGGCAAAGAAGUAGAGGCGGCUGACAAAAACAAAGAGAGCGGAGGGCUCAGACCUGAGAGCGGUUCUCCAGUUAAGAAAACACCCAUCACGCCAGGGCCGUGGAAGGUGCCCAGUGCAGGCAGAGCCACAGGCACUACUGGUGUGGCCGAGAAGCGGCUGUGA